Molecule: messenger RNA, 2473 nt
Organism: Paraphaeosphaeria sporulosa
Lineage: Eukaryota; Fungi; Ascomycota; Dothideomycetes; Pleosporales; Didymosphaeriaceae
Exons: 1
Coding region: 263-2179 (638 amino acids)
Source: RefSeq, a predicted model, not a curated record
UGGCACGCUCCCUGCAUUGAAACGGCAAUUAUAGAAGUGUGGCUUGUGAGUGAUUCAGCCCUGCCAGCCGGAGCUACCCCGUGCGUGUUACCCACCGCAAUGCGCUCGACCCUCACUCCACUGACCGCCGCUCCUCAAAAGCCUGGCCGCCCCCUCCUCGGGGGCUGCCUGUGCUGAGCUGGCGGUACCCCCCACAAUGCCUCGCACCAAUGCUGACUGCACCCGCAGCUGGUGAAGCUACACGCCCUGCAAUUGAGUCGCCAUGCACCUGGACAUGCUGGCCGCCGACCACUUGCACUCCCCGCCGCGCCUUCCCAAGGACGCUGCGAACGGCACCUGCCCAGCGUUACAGAUGCCUCUUUCCGUGCUUGGCUCGCUCCUGCGCAAACAGAGCCUCUCGCCGUUCGGGCCCAGGGCCGACAGGACGGAGGCUGCUGAGGCUACUACGCCUGCAGCGGCGGCCCCUCAGACGCAUCCUCCCCUGGCAACCGCCUCUGGCACCCAAACCUCUCCUGCUCCCUCGCGGCGCGCCUCCACCAGCAGCGGCACGUCGACCGAGAAAACGAAGAAGCACAAGCGGCCCAAGACCAUCUACAAGCUCGCCCAGCCGCCGCACCCCCGCGGCAAGCUGCACCGCUCCAAAGUCGUCCUGCAGCUCCACCAGGUUGUCGCCUCGCGCCGCCCGAAGCCCGCCUUCGAGGUCAUUCCCUACACCAUCUUCGGCCCCUUGUCGACGCGCUGCAAGAUUCGCACCUACCACGGCCGCUCGCUCACUACUGCCGAUCUUGUCAUUCUGAAGGCCGAGGAGUACCACCACAAUGAAGACGAGAGGUCCGACGAAGAGCGUUUUGGGUCCAGGGAGGUCGUGGGUGUCAUCUGCCCUGCCAAGGACGACAAGGGUGGCGUCACCAAAACCGCAGUCCUGAUGGAGAACGGGCAGUCGUGGGAGGUCGCACGAACACCCAAUGGCGGAUACGAGUUCGUCCAUGUCGACGACCAUGGCCUCACCCUGAGAUCGCGCUGGGUUGCGAAACCGCCUCAUCUUCGCCGCCAGUCCUCCAUGUCCAAUGCCUCCCAGGCCUCCCCUACCGAAGACCGCAAGUUCACCUUCAGCACCAUCAGCCAAAACUCGCGCCGCCAUCCCAUUAUUGCGACCAUGACCCGUGAUCGCAUUGAAGUCAGCGAUUCGUACAUGAUGCCUUCUGCCACUUCUCCGUCCACGCCGAGCGCCCCGUCGUCGGCUCUUCCUACCCCUCUAGCAACCCCGUCCAGUAUCGAUAUGAACUCCUUUCUGGACAACGAUCGCCUUCCGAUUGAGACAGACGAGGCACUCAAGGCCUUCAUUAUUGCUUCCGGCGUGUGGGUGGCCUUCCAGGAAAAUUGGUCCCCAGCCUACUCCAUCUUGAAAGGCGGUGUUCCUCCCCCUCUGGCUACUUCCAACACCUUCAGAACGACCCCCAAUCGCACCGUCUCCAUGACCUACGUCGAUUCACCUCGCUCCGCUUCCCCUUGUUCAAUGGACGAGAGCAAGCGCAUUAUACCCCGUAUCAUCCGGACACACACUCAGUUCCUGCACAGCAAAACAUCCGAACCAGGCUCUCCCGUCUCCUCGCCAAUCAAGACGCGUCCUCGCCGUGCCAAUUCUACCGGCAACACUGAGAUUUUCAGGAACAGUAGCCUCCGAAAGCGCUUCGGUCUCGCUUUGGAGGAUCAGCCAGUGCUUGAAACCGAAGAAGAGCGCCACAUUAAACGUAGCAUGGAACUUUUGCGCGUCAAGGAGCUUGCUCUCCAGCCUCCGCCUACCUUUUCCUCAGACAAUGGCGCCCUCUCGCCCAUUCCUUCCAUUGAGCCUCCCAUGUCUCCCACUGAUCCUGAGCCCUCUCCAACCUUGCCGGAUGCCAGAACCAGGAAGACUCGAUCCGCGUACGACCCCGUACCCACCGCUGGCAUGUGGGACUCUGGUGUGGUAGAGGGCAAAGGCACCUUGAGGACACGUCCGACCAGCUUGGUCGUCGUCAACGACAAGAAAAUGAAAGCCCAGCGCAAGGAACAGCGCUCAAAGAGCCGCGACAAGAACAAAGAGAAGAAGGAGAAGAAAGAAAAGGACGGACGCCGCAAGAGCGAGGGUCUGCGAGGUCUGUUCGCAGGCAUAUUCCACAAAGAAAAGCACGUUGCUUAAGAUUUCAUUGAGACUACAGGUUGCUCAUGCUUAUCGUUUGGUGUUUUGGUUGCCUUGCGCUUUUGGCCAGCAACUGGGUGGCAUUUUUCGGUGUUUGCGGAUGAUUCAAAGGCUGGUCCUACACUUGUAUGGCAGCCGCUCCCAGCUCUCUACGCUAUGUUUUCAUUGUUUCGUCGUGUUCGCGCUGUCUAUCCUUUCAAACCUACGUUAUCACUUUGCUUCUCUGUGCAUAUUGAACUAUACCCCUCCAAGACGUAGCUAUCUGUUCCUUGAAUCAAAUUGUCCAUCACGAAU